UUUCCUAACAAAUUAAUGAGAGGUACAACUAUUGUGUGAAGUUAGGCACAAACCUGCUAUAAAACCCACACGUUCCCAAAUAUCUCAUGAUUUCUCAUUUAGUUUUAGGAAUGGGGAAUUCUAUUAGAGCAUUCACUUUUUCUGUUCUUGGCAACACUUGCCCUUGUCCUACGAUGUGACCUAGGUAAGUUACCCUUGCUUUUGCAAUUUAGUUUUGGCCAGAUUUAUGACUAAGCUAGCUAACUGCAAUUGCUUAAACAGGUCCUCUAAUUGCUUUACAUGUUUUUCCCAUGUGUUACUAUAUAUUAUGACAUCAUCUAAAUAAACCACAGUUAUGUACUUCAGCUACGACUUGAUUCAUCAGGCUCUGGAAUAUAGCUGGGGCGUUUUUAAACCAAAAUAGCAUGACUCGACAUUGAUACAAUCCACUUGGUGUAACAAAGCCGGACAUUUCUUUAACCCUUGAUGCCAAUGACACUUGCCAGUACCCCUUCAAUGGACCAGCUUUAGAAAGAAAUGAGGCUAUGCCAACCCUGUCGAUGCAAUCUUCUAACCGAGGAAUUGGGUGGGAGAAUUGAGCAGCUAUGGCUACAGACUCACCCCGCCGUCCUAGCCGAUGUACUGGUGGAAUAAUGGUCCGACAUCAGGCAGUCACGGAACAGUCAUACAUGGAGAGUGUUGUCACCUUUCUGCAAGAUGUAGUCCCCCAGGCAUACACCGGCUCACCUCCAACAGAUGAGAAGGAAAAAAUAGUCUGGGUUCGUUUUGAAAAAGCUGAUAUUAAUGAUCUUGCGAGGAAUCCAGAGUAUCAUGAGAUGAACAAUGCUGGAAAUGACCCCCCGUUGCUGCUGCUUAUCGGAUAUGCAGAUGGAAUGCAAAUUUGGAGCAUCCCUAUGAGUGGUGAGGCCCAGGAGCUGUACUCCGUCCGCAACGGUCCCAUCCGGACAGCCCGAGUCCUGCCUGCACCACAGGCAGGUCUUCACAAAAUUGAUAAUUUUGCUGAAAAAAGGCCACUCCUUGGUGUGUGCAAAAGUACAGGAUCAGCAGGCCCACCAUACUGCUGUGUGGAUCUGUAUUCCCUUCGAAGUGGCGAAAUGGUCAAGUCCAUCCAGUUCAAAACCCCCAUCUACGAGCUGUAUUGUAACAAAAGGGUUUUGGUGGUUGUGUUACAGGAGAAAAUUGCCACCUUCGACAGCUGCACUUUCACUAAAAAAUUCUUCGUCACAAGUUGUUUUCCAUGUCCAGGGCCAAAUCCUAACCCAAUAGCAUUGGGAAGCCGCUGGCUUGCCUAUGCUGAAAACAAGCUCAUCCACUGCCAUCGAUCCCGUGGUGGGGCCUGUGGAGACAACGUUCAGUCUUACACUGCCACAGUCAUCAGUGCUGCCAAAACACUCAAGACAGGACUCACCAUGUUUGGGGAAGCAGUUGGGCGGCUGGCUGGCAGCCUACCCUCGGGGGCAAUUGAGGACGAGGUUUCUCCACAUAGCUCCUCACGACGUAGCCCACACAUCCCUGGAGUUGUCACAAUCAUCGAUACCGAAACUGUUGGGGAAGGACAGGUACUUGUCAGUGAGGAUGCUGAAGGUGAAGGCAUAGUGGCUCAUUUCCUGGCUCAUGACAAUAAACCUAUUUCCUGUAUGGCUUUCAACCCCAGUGGAAUGCUGUUGGUCACCACCGACACACAAGGCCAUGACUUUCAUGUGUUUCGGAUUCUGACACAUCCGUGUUCGUCUUCACAGAGUGCUGUGCAUCAUCUGUACACUUUACACCGUGGAGAGACGGAGGCUAAGGUGCAAGAUAUUUGUUUCAGCCAGGACUGUCGCUGGGUGGUAAUUAGCACACUCAGGGGGACCUCGCAUGUAUUUCCAGUAAAUCCUUAUGGUGGACAGCCCUCUGUGCGAACGCAUAUGUCUCCCCGUGUGGUGAAUCGCAUGAGUCGAUUCCAGAAGAGUGCUGGGCUGGAAGAUAUUGAACAGGAGCUGUCGACCAAACAAGGUGGGCGCUGCAGUCCAGUGGCUGGUCUCUCAAGCAGUCCCUCUGGGUCACCACUUCACAACAAACUGAGCAGCCAGGACAGUUACAACAGUUUCACAAACAACAAUCUAGGAAAUCCACGGCUCUCGCCAAUCCCAACCCUGACGAUUGUGUUGCCCCUGGCGCAGAUCAAACAGCCCAUGACACUGGGAACCAUCACAAAGCGUACAGGUAAAAGCAAGUCCAGGUCAGCCCCGCAGAUUUCCCCGAGCAAGGCUGCUGGUGGAGAGUUUUGUGUUGCUGCCACUUUUUCUUCAUCACGAUCCUGGUUAAUAGCCAAUCCUGGCCUAAAGCGGGAGAAAGAUCAAUCAAAACAGUCAGUCGUGGAUUCCCUGUUCAUUAUUAGUUGCUAUGGUAACCUGGUGGAGCACACGAUUGAGCCACGGCCCAUUAACACCGUGCAAAAGAUCAACGAUGAUACUCAGCUAGAGCUGUUAACGUCUCCCCGAGCUAGCUGGUCACUAGCCAGGACUCCACAGUGGAAUGAACUACAACCACCAUUCAAUGCAAACCAUCCUUUGCUGCUCUGUGCCGACGCUGUGCAACACUGUCAGAACCAGCUGGCUGGGUUGGUUUCACCUGGCAGUCCUGCACCCACUUUUGUACGCCAUGAGUCUUAUGACAGCCUGGGAUCAGACCACAGUGGCCAAGAAGAUGAGGAGUGGCUGUCACAGGUUGAGAUUGUGACACACACAGGACCCCAUAGGCGUCUAUGGAUGGGGCCACAGUUUCAGUUUAAGACAAUCCACCCUUCAGGACAAACAACAGUGAUCUCUUCCAGUUCCUCAGUACUUCAGUCACAUGGACCCUGUGACACACCACAGCCACUCAUGGACUUUGAUACUGAUGAUCUAGAACUCAACAGUCUGAGGAUCCAGCCAGUCCGCUCAGAGCCUGUUAGCAUGCCUGGGUCAUCAAGGGUGAUUGCUGAUCGGAGAACUCUUUCAACAGUGAUUGAUGCGGGAUCAGUGCCAGAAAUAGUAUGCAGUAGUGGGACAGUACCACACAACACAACGAAAUGGCAGCCCAGCAACGGUCAACCUAUUGAGUAUGACAUUCAAGCAGGUACAUUUGACCGCAGUGUGACACUACUGGAAGUGUGUGGCAGUUGGCCAGAGAGCUUUGGACUGCGUCAUAUGUCUUCUAUUGAUAAUACAGACGAAGGCCUACGUGAACGUCUGGCAGAUGCCAUGUCUGAAUCACCCAGCAGGGACAUCGUAAGUUCUGGAACAGAACUCCAGCGAGAAGGAAGUAUCGAGACCUUGAGCAACAGCUCCGGCUCCACCAGCGGAAGCAUCCCACGCAACUUCGAGGGCUACCGCUCACCACUGCCCACCAAUGAAAACCAGCCGCUCAGCCUCUUCCCAACGAGUUUCAACUAAACCCCUCUUCCCACUUCCCUCACCCCUCACUAACAUCAAGCCAGUGACCCUUUUUUUUGCACAAGUGUGACUGCAGCCUAUAAUGGAAUACCGGACACGAUUUCACUCUGGCCCCUCCAGUAAAGUCUGGAGUGAGAGACUGUCAUCUGAAUGAUGAAGGCGAGG
This is a messenger RNA of Carcharodon carcharias (great white shark), 3581 nucleotides long. RefSeq names its product BCAS3 microtubule associated cell migration factor (gene bcas3). The transcript has 25 exons. Lineage: Eukaryota; Metazoa; Chordata; Chondrichthyes; Lamniformes; Lamnidae. Gene Ontology annotation, biological process: autophagy; response to starvation. Gene Ontology annotation, molecular function: protein binding. Gene Ontology annotation, cellular component: cytoplasm. The coding region runs from base 585 to 3416 and encodes 943 amino acids. The record is from RefSeq and is a predicted model, not a curated record.